CCCCUCCCAGGCGGAGUCAUAUAGGAGUGCUGCACGCCUUCUCCUUCCUUUUCUUUCCGUGGCCGCCAUCGAGAAGCAGCGAGGAGCCGGCGGUCAGCAUGGCCUGCACUCGUCCUUUGAUAACCGUGUACUCUGAAAAGGGAGAAGUAUCGGGCAAAAAUGUUACAUUGCCUGCUGUAUUCAGGGCACCCAUUCGUCCUGAUAUAGUCAACUUUGUACACACCAACCUGCGCAAGAAUAACAGGCAGCCUUAUGCUGUGAGCAAGCUUGCUGGCCAUCAGACUAGUGCUGAAUCAUGGGGAACUGGUCGGGCUGUGGCUCGUAUUCCUCGUGUCCGUGGAGGCGGAACUCACCGUUCUGGCCAGGGUGCCUUCGGAAAUAUGUGUCGUGGAGGACGUAUGUUUGCCCCAACCAAGACCUGGAGAAGAUGGCAUCGCAGAGUUAAUAUUACUCAGAAGCGUUAUGCCAUUUGCUCUGCUCUUGCAGCUUCAGCCCUCCCUGCACUUGUUAUGUCUAAAGGUCACCGCAUUGAGGAGAUCCCAGAGGUACCCCUUGUUGUUGAAGACAAAGUUGAAAACUACAAAAAGACAAAGGAGGCAGUGCUCCUUCUAAAAAAAAUAAAGGCCUGGAAUGACAUCAAAAAGGUGUAUGCAUCCCAGCGAAUGCGUGCUGGUAAGGGUAAGAUGAGGAACAGACGCCGCAUCCAGCGCAGAGGGCCCUGCGUUAUCUAUAACGAAGACAAUGGCAUUAUUAAAGCCUUCAGAAACAUCCCAGGGAUCACUCUCCUCAACGUAAGCAAACUGAAUGUCUUGCGGUUGGCUCCUGGUGGCCAUGUUGGCAGAUUCUGCAUCUGGACAGAGAGUGCCUUCCGCAAACUGGAUGAUCUGUAUGGCACAUGGCGCAAGGCAGCUGUUCUAAAGGCUGAUUACAACCUCCCUAUGCACAAAAUGACAAACACAGAUCUGAGCAGAAUCCUGAAGAGCCAAGAAAUUCAGAAAUCUCUACGUGCUCCAAUCAAAAAGGUGAAGCGCAGGGAACUCAAGAAGAACCCACUGAAGAACUUGAGAAUCAUGAUGAGACUGAACCCAUAUGCCAAAACAGCAAAACGCAAUGCUAUUCUACGCCAGGCUGCAAAUAUAAAGGCAAAGGAGACAAAAACUGUAAAAAAGGUGGUGAAGAAGCAGAUCAAAAAGAAGCCUGUGAAGGAGGAGGUGGCUGCCAAGUAAUCCUGUGGAUUCGUUAGAGUUCAACUGGCAGCAUGCUGUAUUAACUCCUAAUAAAUUCUGCUUAAAAUAUGUA
Messenger RNA from Pelobates fuscus (common spadefoot toad), 1299 nucleotides. It is a transcript of the gene RPL4, whose product is annotated as ribosomal protein L4. The record is from RefSeq and is a predicted model, not a curated record. Gene Ontology annotation, molecular function: structural constituent of ribosome; RNA binding. Gene Ontology annotation, biological process: translation. Bases 99 to 1226 code for a protein of 375 amino acids. Gene Ontology annotation, cellular component: cytosolic large ribosomal subunit; ribosome. The transcript has 10 exons. NCBI's taxonomy places the organism in Eukaryota, Metazoa, Chordata, Amphibia, Anura, Pelobatidae.